UAAAAAAAUUAAAAACAAAACCUGAAGGGAAAAUCGUGGCGGAAAAACGUGGGAAAAACAAGGAAAUGCGAGGCGACUAACGAAUUCCGCGGAGCACAACUAUUUCACCCGGACACUUGCCGCGACGGAGCAUCUCGAGCAGAUAGAAUUUCAAAACAUAGCAACUGGGAUUCGAGUCCAGCUGAAGGGAAUCCCGUCCAGAAAUUGCCGCCAUGCUAGCUAGCGAUUCCGUCAGCCCGGCCGCUCUGGAGGCGGAGGUGGCCACACAGCCGGAAUCUGGCAAAGAUCAGGCCGAUGAUGUGGACGACAACGACGAUACGGAUGCGGAUGCAGAUCCGGAUGCAGAUGCGGAGGCGGAGGCCACAGCCUUGGAGGCCGAGGAGCGCGAGGAGCUGCAGCAGUUCAUCAACGAGCUGAGCGAGAAGAUCGAGGCCAAGCGGCAGCUGCGGCUGCAGAACUCCACGUUCGAGCUGCCCGGCGAGGAGUACUUCGCCCGGCUGGACUCCAAUCUCAAGAAGAACACGGCGUUCGUGAAGAAGCUGAAGCUCUUCACCGCCACCCAGCUGGAGGGGCUGCUGCGGGAGCUCUCCGCCCUGAAUCUGAGCAAGUACAUCUCCGAAAUAUGCGCCGCCUUGGCGGAGGCCAAGCUGAAGAUGACCGAUGUGCCGGCAGUGGUCACUCUGGCCUCCCGGCUGCACUGCACCUACGCGGAUUUCGAUGUCCAGUUUCUGGAGGCCUGGCAGAAGGCGCUGAACAUCAAGGCCAGCGAGAAGAUAGCCAAUCCCAGCAAGCCGCGCGUGGAUCUGCGACUCUUUGCCGAACUGGUUAGCUCGGGAGUGAUCCAAAUGAAGCCCGGGCUGGCCCAACUGGGCGUGGUGCUGGUGCACCUGAUUGCCCAGGACAAGGACGACCACAGCAACUUCUCCAUCAUCCUCUCCUUCUGCCGCCACUGCGGCGAGGAGUACGCCGGCCUGGUGCCGCAGAAGAUGCAGCAGUUGGCCGCCAAAUACGGCGUGGAGGUGCCCAAGUCCGAGUUCCUCGGCGCCGACAAGCAGCUCAAUCUGCGCACCAUGCUCAAGGGCUACUUCAAGGCCCUGUGCAAGCACGUCCUGGCCGAGCAGGCGGAGCUGAUGAACAUGACCAAGAAUAUACGCCGCACGAUGGAGUGCAAGGGCGAGAUAUCCACGGAGAAGCGCGAGAAGUGCGAGCUCAUGCAGGCGGGCUUCGAUAAGCUGCUGGCCUCGGCCCAGUCGCUUUCCGAGCUACUGGGAGAACCCCUGCCCGAGCUGGCGAAGGAGUCGGAGUGCUGCAAUCCGGGCACGGUCAUUGACAACAUGCUGGACAGCGCCGCCUUCGGGCUGCUCGAUCCCUGGGGCGACGAGGAGACGCGCUCGUUCUACACCGAUCUUCCGGAUCUUCGGCAGUUUCUCCCGAAUUUCUCGGCACCCAAGGUGGAUUUGGAGACGCUCGAGGAGCCCAGUGAGCUCACCGAGGAGGCCAUCGAGGCGAAUCUGGAUGCGGAAAUGGAUCUGGACGAUCCGCCGUCCACCAACUCGGACACGGCGCUCGAGAAUGCCAGCGAGGAGCAGCCAACGACGCCCGUUGUGCCCGCCGAGGAUGUGAAGCCGCAGAAAAUGGGCAGCGCGCUGAUGGAACUGGGCCGCCAGCAAAGCCAGACGCUAGCCCAGAAUCCCAGCCAGACGCAAACGCAGAUGCGGCAGCAGUUCGACGGCUUUCUGGUGAACCUGUUCAACUGCGUGAACAAGGAGCUCAUCGACUCGGCGGCCAUCGAGUUCCUGCUGAACUUCAACACGAAGCACCAGCGCAAGAAGCUGACGCGCACGAUAUUCUCGGUGCAGCGCACGCGGCUGGACAUUCUGCCCUAUCUGUCGCGCUUCGUGGCCAUCGUGCAUCUGUGCAACACGGACGUGGCCACCGAUCUGGCGGAGCUGCUGCGCAAGGAGUUCAAGUGGCAUAUACGCAAGAAGAACCAGCUGAAUAUCGAGUCCAAGCUGAAGAUCGUCCGCUUCAUCGGCGAGCUUGUGAAGUUCGGGCUGUUCAAGAAGUUCGAUGCUCUGGGCUGCCUGAAGAUGCUGCUGCGCGACUUCCAGCACCACCAGAUCGAGAUGGCCUGCGCCUUUGUGGAGGUGAGCGGCGUCUAUCUGUACAACUGCCGCGACGCCCGCCUGCUGAUGAACGUCUUCCUGGACCAGAUGCUGCGCCUCAAGACGGCCACGGCCAUGGACUCGCGUCACUCGGCGCAGAUCGAGAGCGUCUACUAUCUGGUCAAGCCGCCGGAGUCCUCGAAGCGCGAGCCCACCGUUCGGCCGCCCAUGCACGAGUACAUCCGCCACCUGAUCUUCGAGGAGCUGUGCAAGCAGAAUGUGGAGCGUUGCAUCAAGAUGCUGCGCCGCAUCGACUGGCUGGAUCCGGAGACCAAUUGCUAUGCCAUCAAGUGCCUCAGCAAGGCGUAUCUGCUGCGCUUUCCGCUCGUCCGCUGCCUGGCCGAUCUCGUCUCGGGUUUGAGCUCCUAUCAGCCGCGAGCGGUGACCAUUGUGAUCGACAACGUGUUCGAGGACAUUCGCGCCGGACUGGAGAUCCAUUCGCCGAGGAUGGCCCAGCGGCGCAUUGCGAUGGCCAAGUACCUGGGCGAGAUGUACAACUACAAGCUGGUCGAGUCCACGCACAUCCUCAACACGCUCUACUCGAUCAUCUCGCUGGGCGUGUCGCUGGACCAGAGCGUCGUCUCGCCGCUGGAUCCGCCGGACAGCCUGUUCCGGCUGAAGCUGGCCUGCAUGCUGCUGGACACCUGCGGACCCUACUUCACCAGCCAGGCCACGCGGAAAAAACUGGACUACUUCCUGGUCUUCUUCCAGCACUACUACUGGUUCAAGAAGUCGCAUCCGGUGUUCAGCAAGUCGGAGAACAGCGCCGACCUGUUCCCCAUCCUGGUGGACCACACCUACCGCGACUGCCUGGCCGGCGUGCGGCCCAAGCUGAAGCUGUACAAGAGUCUGGAGCAGGCGAAGGCGGCCAUCGAUCAGCUGCAGGAGAAGCUCUAUCCGCAGCUGAGGGCCAGCAGCAGUGCCCAGGAUCCCUCGCUGGCCACCAUCAGCGAGAUCAGCGAGCUGGACGAGGGCGCCACCGACGAGGACUCGGGCUCCUCGAACGACCAGCGGGAGCGGCAGGUGGCCGGCCAGGAGCCGGAGCCCGAGCAGAGCAACGAUUGGACCGAGAACGAGAACGAUAACGAAGCGGAGCCACCGCUGCCGCCGCCUCCGCCGCCGGAGAAGUCCAAGGAGGACCUGGAGUUCGAGCAUCUGUACGACAAGAUGACCACGGACUCGUACCAGGAGCGCCUGAAGGAGCCCAUCAAGGCCACGGCCAAGGACAUACCGGUGCCGAUGAUGGCGCGCCUGCAGAAGAAGUCCUACGAACAGAUUACGGGCAGUGGCAGCGUGAAUGCCUCGCAGAUCUCAAAAGCGGACGUGGCGCCGGGCUCUCCAGGUGCUGAGAUGUCCGAGGGCAAUGGCAAAUCAGCAGGCGGAGGAGGAGCAGGAGUAGCCGUGCCCUUCGUACUCAUGGUGCGCGGCAACAAGGGUGGCAAGCAGCAGUUCAAGUCCUUCGUGGCGCCCUCCGACUCGCAUUUGGCCAUCAACCUGAAGCUGCAGGAGCAGAAGAUACGCGAGGAGAAGGAGAAGGUCAAGCGGCUGACGCUCAACAUCACGGAGCGGAUCGAGGAGGAGGACUACCAGGAGUCGCUCCUGCCGCCGCAGCAGCGCAACUUCACGCAGAGCUACUACCAGAAGCCCAGCAAGCACAAGUUCAAGCACCAGAAGGGCGCGCCCGAUGCGGACCUCAUCUUCCACUGAGACGCUGCUGCAGCUAAUGGAUGGAAACAAAAAGAGAUAGCUGGGAUCCCUGGCCACUCUGCUGCUGUGCGAUUGCUAACCCAACGGAAUUGAGAUAAUGAGAGGAGGAGCGCAGCGCUCCAAGAGCCGUCCAGCCUCCGAGGACGUUCGAUCCGAUGAUGCAUGGAAGCGCAACAUCAACCUCAAGCCGUACUUAAGCCAACUAAUCCGAAAUCGAUAUUAUCGUGUACAUAGAACCGCUGCUCCCCGAUCCGCAACCGUAUAUCCAACACAACGUAGUACGUAAAAAUGCCUAGACUUGUUUCGAAAACAGACCCCCCAACUGAAUAUCAAAGCAUGUAUACAACGAUAUAUACAGAAUGUUAUAGAAUGUUAUACUUAAUGCCAUGCUGUUCUGUUCCAUUGAUAUUUUUGAAUCAAACGCAGAAUACAGUCUGAAAGUGAGUUUUGUCGCCUUUAUGGGAAUGGAAAAAUCAGAAAAGAAAAACAAAACCUUAAAUGCUCCCUGGGAAGUGAUCAUCUGCAUGCCCGUACGCCAGUAAGUCUCGAUCUUUGUACGAUUGAUUUUCAGUGUUUUUAGCGUUGUACCAACAUACCUUAUUUUUUGUAUCGCUUUUUCAUUUAAUAAAUUAACUUGAAAUCAACACGCAUUAAUUGUUAUAACUCCCUAGGAAAUAAACUUGAAUUACCACAA
Messenger RNA from Drosophila takahashii, 4566 nucleotides. RefSeq names its product UPF2 regulator of nonsense mediated mRNA decay (gene Upf2). Gene Ontology annotation, biological process: nuclear-transcribed mRNA catabolic process, nonsense-mediated decay. Gene Ontology annotation, cellular component: exon-exon junction complex; cytoplasm. The record is from RefSeq and is a predicted model, not a curated record. Gene Ontology annotation, molecular function: RNA binding; protein binding. NCBI's taxonomy places the organism in Eukaryota, Metazoa, Arthropoda, Insecta, Diptera, Drosophilidae.